Apis laboriosa (Himalayan honeybee) is the source of this 3347-nucleotide messenger RNA. It is a transcript of the gene Ripk5, whose product is annotated as dual serine/threonine and tyrosine protein kinase. Gene Ontology annotation, biological process: protein phosphorylation. The coding region runs from base 185 to 3082 and encodes 965 amino acids. The transcript has 4 exons. Gene Ontology annotation, molecular function: protein kinase activity; ATP binding. Lineage: Eukaryota; Metazoa; Arthropoda; Insecta; Hymenoptera; Apidae. The record is from RefSeq and is a predicted model, not a curated record.
CAAUUCAAUAUUUUCUUGUCAUUUGUAGUCAAUACCAGAAUACAAACGCAGUUAUAAUAAACGGUUUAUGUUUGAGUCAAAAUAACCGCGCUUCAUCAUGUAUCAAGUGUGUACUGUUCGUAAAAACUUUAUUUUUAAGAUAAAGAUUUUGAAGUGUCAAAAAUUUUAAAAUAAUAUUGAAAAAAUGGUAAGCAAAUUACCACAAGAAUUUAGAAGGUAUUUACGUAAUCGAAAUCAAUUACAACAUGUUCUUGAAGAAACUCAACAAGCAUUAGAACUUAUUAACCUAGAAAACUUUUUUCCUGAAGAAAAUGUUGUGGAAGAAUUAUUACCUCCUUUAACAUUGAACAGAAUCACGCAUAUUUUAGCAAAUUCUCCAGCUAUUAUAAUUCUUGGACAAGAUAGCAAGGCAAAGGCAAUAGUAGUUAAUACAUUAAUAUCUAAUGAUAUUUUACCAGUAUGUAAUGGAUUAUGGCGAUGGAUUAGACUUACUUAUGGUCAAACAAAUCACAUUAGUCUCACAUUAGAUCUAGAAUAUGAAUUAGUUGAAAAUUUACAAGCAAAUGAAAAACCUUGGAGUACUCUUCCAAUUGAAGAUUUAACAAAGUCUGAUAAUGAAGAUAUAACUUAUCCAACUGUGCUUGAAGUUCAGCUUAAUCUGCCUAUAUUAAAAGAUGGUGUUCAAAUUUUUAUUGCUCCAAAUAAUGGGGCAGUAAAAGUUCUUGCAAAUGAAUUCUUAUCUAUUUUACCAAUAUUUUUAUAUGCACUUGGUGAACAACCUUUAACAGAACAAAAUUUAGAAGAAUUAAGAGAUUUAAAAGAAACAUAUCCUUUUAAUCCUGUACUUUUUAUCUCAUCCUUGGAAAAUAUAUCAUUGAAUGGUAUUGAUCCUGAAUUGACAGAAUCUGAACAACAUAGACUUCAAAAUCGAUUAUAUACUAAUGAUUCUACAUCAAGUAAAACUAAUGAUGAUAGUAUUGAUUUUGACAGAAUGAAUUCACUUGGAUUAUCAUGGUUAGAUCAACUAACAAAUUUAGGUUUUCUUGGAAUGAAAGAAUCUGUUGAAGUUGAUCAAUUAUCUUGGCUAGGUAGUGGACAAUAUAUAAGUGACUUUGUGGGUUCAUGUAGAAAAACAGAUCAAAUUUUAUAUUUUAUUCGUGGAUGUUUGCAAACUUAUCUUAUUAAUGCUAGCACUUAUUUAAAUGAAGUACAUACAGCAAGCUUAAGAAAAUUCAUUUUAAGUGCUUUUGAUAUGGCACGUAUAAUUCAAAUAACUCCUAAAAGAAUACAAUAUGCUCAACAUAAAGAAAAUGAAUUGUAUGCCAAUCUAAUGAAAAUUGUUCAUGAAAAACAACAAGAAAUAACUGGAUUAAUACAAAACAUUAUUCAAGAAAUGAAAAAUGAUGUUUUAUUAUCUAAUAAUGAUGUUUAUUUGUAUCAAAACACCAUGUCUAAUAAUAAUCAAAGGACAGAGUGGUCUGCAACUGUUAAAGCUGCAAUUUCUGAAGUUCAGAGAGUAGUGCUUGGUCGUCUAUGCGAAAAAGUCGCAAAACAACUUGUAAAUUCCGUGAAUUGUUUGCGUGAGAGUUUUAUUGGUACAUUACAGCGUUGUUUAUUAAGUCUUGAAAAAACAUAUGAACGCGAUACUUGUUUAUUAGCAAGUGAUGCUUUGAAACAAAUACUCUCAGCUGCAUAUAAUGUUGAAUUACAUAAUUCUUCACCAUUUUCAAUAUAUUCAUUUUUAGAAAGAUUAAAUUUAAUUUUUAUGUCUUCAUCCUUGCAAUGGUCAUCAACUCACACCUUAGAUGUAGCUUGGAGAAGAAAAGUGACAAUAGAAAUAUUAAAUUCUUUAUCUGCAACAAAACUAUCCAAAAUAAUAUUGAUGCAAUUUGGAGAUAAACUUGAAUCAUCACAUGAUUCAUUUCAAGCAGCUCUCAGAUCUAUAGAAAAUUAUUAUUCUGGAAAAUUAGAAAGAACAGAAGAACAAAGAAUAGCUCUUAGAAAAUAUCAUGCUCCUAGAUUAGCUAAAUUAGCAUUAGAAUCAACUUCAAUGAUAGAUGUUGUUCGUUAUGGAAAACCUCAUUGUGCUGAAGAAAUUGGCCGUGGCCAAUAUGGAAUUGUAUUUGCUUGUGAUGGUUGGGGUGGUAAAGCUGGUCCUUGUGCAAUUAAAUCAGUUGUUCCAUCAGAUGAAAGCCAUUGGAAUGAUCUGGCUAUGGAAUUUUAUUAUAAUAGAUCUAUUCCUGAUCAUAAAAGAAUAGUAAAACUUAGAGGAUCAAUUAUUGAUCAUUCUUAUGGUGGAGGAUUUGGAUUUGGAUCUGCUGUUCUUUUGAUAUCAGAUCGUUUAAGUCGUGAUCUAUAUUGCGGAAUACGUGCUGGCUUGUCGUGGUUAGAACGUAUACAAAUAGCAUUAGAUGUGUUAGAAGGAAUACGUUAUCUUCAUUCUCAAGGACUUGUACAUCGAGAUGUUAAGUUGAAAAACGUCCUUCUUGAUAUUGAAAAUAGAGCGAAAUUAACUGAUUUUGGAUUUUGCAUCACAGAAGUUAUGAUGUUAGGAAGCAUUGUGGGAACACCUGUCCAUAUGGCACCAGAAUUACUUUCUGGUCAUUAUGAUAGUAGUGUUGAUGUAUAUGCAUUUGGGAUUUUAUUUUGGUAUUUAUGCGCAGGACAUGUAAGAUUACCAUACACUUUUGAACAAUUCCAUAAUAAAGAACUAUUAUGGACCAGUGUGAAAAAAGGUAUACGUCCAGAAAGAUUACCUUCUUUUGAUGAUGAAUGUUGGAGAUUAAUGGAACAAUGUUGGUCUGGAGAACCAUCUAAACGUCCUUUACUUGGAGCUAUUGUACCAGUAUUAGAAUCUAUUCAACAAAAAGCAAAAAGAAGCAAAUCCUUACAAGAAGUCUCCUCAGAUAAAUUACAAGAAAAUUCAACAACAGAUUCAAGAAAUCCUGCAUUAGCACUAGCAGAACCUUAUAAUCAAAGAGGUACUGUAGUCAGUCCUCCUCCUACAAAACGUAGGACAAUGAAAGUUGUGAAAUACCAUCUUUUUCUUACUAAUUUAUACAUUCAAAUGCGGGAAUUAUAAAGCAUUUAUUUUCUAUAUAUUCUUUGUAUUUGUCAUAUGUCUAAUGAUUCAACUUUAUGUAAUCUCAAUUCUAAACGUAUUUUCAAAAAAAUUUAUAAUAUUUUACUGCAUAUAUUUGACGCUUUUUAAAUAGUAUUUUAAAUGAGUAUCAGUAUUAAUUUGACAACUUUCUUAUUACUCUUAUACUCUCAAUAAUUUUUUAAUCUCAUAUUCAUCUUAAUUGAACUAUUAAUAAUAAAGUAAUUAAAUUAUGUAAAUAUGAGAC